Messenger RNA from Populus nigra (black poplar), 1711 nucleotides. RefSeq lists its product as uncharacterized. The coding region runs from base 439 to 1239 and encodes 266 amino acids. The record is from RefSeq and is a predicted model, not a curated record. Lineage: Eukaryota; Viridiplantae; Streptophyta; Magnoliopsida; Malpighiales; Salicaceae. The transcript is spliced from 3 exons.
UUUUAUAUUUUUAUUGGCUGAGAGAAUGCUAUAAUAAGUCCAGUUUUAUUUUUUAAAUCUAAAAAAAUAGGUUGCAAAAUUUGAGAACCGAGUUUUUAUUUGGUUUGCUUUGGAUAGAUUUUGAUAACUGAAUCGUAAUCCGAAUUUAUGCAACUCGAGAUCAAUGCUCAAAUGUUUAUCCGGUAAUCAUCAUCCUCAAAUGUUUCUCUUGUGUCGCGAUUAGAAUUUGAAACUCGACGCGUCUCUCCUUCUCAACUCUUGGAUAUAAAAACCAAGAACAGAAGCAGUGAAGAAUUAUUUAUCUCAGUCAGAAAUAUGAAGAUUAUUAGAAAUGGCAUGCGAAUUGUUAGUAGUUGGUGCUUCUUCAAUUGUUGAAGUAGGUGUUCCAAUUCCAAACAAGAGUUUCUUCUAUCAAAACUGAUACAUGUUGCUGACAGAAUGUUGGAUUUUGCUUCCAAAUUCAUUAGAGGAACCAUUAGGUUGAAGCAUGACUUUUUAAAGCCAAGGCAAGCUCUUUCAGGUCAGUGCUCAGAUGAUGAACCUUCUUUAAACAGCAGCAGAGAGGACAGAUUGGAAUGCCCAAUUUGCUGGGAAUCCUUCAAUAUUGUGGAGAAUGUUCCUUAUGUUUUAUGGUGCGGUCACAGCCUCUGUAAGAAUUGUGUGCUAGGCCUGCAAUGGGCCCUUGUUAAACUCCCCACACUACCUAUCCUGCUUCCGUUUUUCAUCUCUUGUCCAUGGUGUAAUAUGUUAUCAUUCAGGCUUGUUUACAAGGGGAUUCUCAGAUUCCCUUGUAAAAAUUAUUUUCUUUUGUGGAUGGUUGAGAGCAUGAAUGGCGAUAGGUCAUCUUUCUCCUCAAUCCACAGUGAUCAUCAGCCUGUCGCUCCCUUGAACAAUAAUCCAACCACAGGAAAUCAGGUUAACCCCCAAGUAAGGAACAGGCAUGCCAUGCGCGUUCAAAUCCCUUCAGAACAAUCCCUACCUAACCACGACCCUAGCUACUUCAAUGCUGAGAGACUUCACUUAUCACUCCGCAAGUCUCUGGUAUUUUUUGCUCACAUGACAGCUAAGUUUCCAUUAAUCGUCAUGUUUCUUCUGAUUGUUUUGUAUGCAAUACCCACUAGUACCGCAAUCUUAGCCCUCUACAUCCUCAUCACUCUUGUGUUUGCCCUCCCUUCUUUUCUCAUCUUGUACUUUUCCUUACCUAGUCUGGAUUGGCUGGUCAGAGAAAUCAUCACCUGAGUUGCUAUUAUAGAUAGCUUGAUAAUUGCAGCAUGACAUCCCCACUACUCUGCCCACCUUGUCAAUCAACUUACAUGGUCCAAUGUGAUGACUUCACCUGUAUCAGAUGCUGACCAGCAUGUGGGAUAUUGGAAAUCCUUCAAUCAUAACAAAUGUUAUUGAGAAAAGUUUGGCCGCUGUAGUGUAGAUGAGAUGACUACCAAUAUUAAGAUGGUCUGAGGUUGUUUUUGUGCCUGAUCGCAAUAGCUUAAGUGAUCCUCUAUUGGACUUGCAAGUAUUUUGCUGUGGUGUACAUGUAAGCAAAGCUCUUUGCAAGCAGAAAAGUAGAUUUGCUUUGUAAGUUUAGCAUAAAAGGUCUUCGCAGUACUUUGUUGCUGUUAUUGUGCUCUUGAAUCGACUUUAACAUAUGUAUCAGAGUGUUGUAAAAUUUGCUUCUUUAGUUUUUAAACGUGAAGGUUUGUGGUUUAAUUUA